AAGUUUAUUAUAUAAAAGUUUUAAGUGUUUGAAUGCCAACUGUUUUAAUAAGUGUUUUUAAGAUUCCACACAACCCUGUGGCAAAUGCAUUCGUAUACGCGCAAUUCACUCAUUUUCUAUUUCACUCGCUCACAAACUCUUUCGUUAUGGCAUUUGACGUUUUUGUUUUGUGAUAACAUUCGCGCCGUUUCGGUAUUCGCUUGCCCCCACUAUGCCAAACACUUCUUGUUCUCACACUCGCACUCAAUACUUUGUGGACUUCAGAAAACAAACACACAUACUUCACUUUACGUUGCCUGUUUCACGCAAUUGCGUUUUCCCCCACAAGUUCGUAACGAAAAAUCAGCAAUAAAAAGAAGUACCUGCGUGGAAGAUAAAACGAGAGCAACGAGCAAGAAAAUUUUCAUUUACCAAAUUGGUGUAAAUUGCUUUGUUUUCUUUUUGCAAAUUUCUAACGUGAGUCACACUCGCACGAAUUGCUAACUUCGAUAUGGAUAUUAUGGACAUACAAGCCGUUGAGUCCAAGUUGAGUGACGUCACGGUGACCCCAAUACCCCGUUCACAAGUACAAAACUUUUACAAUUAUCAGCAGCAACGCGAACAGCGUGAGCAACAACCUCAAAUACAAAUAUCCGCCAUACACCAUCCACCGCGUGACCGUAGCGGUGGUCCAUCUUCAAAUUCCUCAAACGCCACAACGGUACUUGACCUGCAUCAUAGUAUAUUAGGCGGUGGCGGUAGCAGCCAUAAGAGUAGCAACAGCUCGCGUGACCUGUAUAGUAAACGUGAAAGGGAUUAUCACCAACAAUCCACAAGCACUUCGGCUGCAGCGGCAGUUGCAGCAUUACAAUAUACACAACAAUUGCAGGCGCAACUUGCGCUCCUACAGCAGCAAUCGAAUACCAUCGCUUCACCCGCCUCGACGCAACGUGCCAACAGCGGCAGCAGCGGUAACAAUCACAAUAGUGUCACUAUAAGUAACAGUGUACGGAAUGCAGCUGCUGUUGCUGCUAGCAGUGGUGGCAACAUUGGGGUUGUUAAUGUCGGCAAUGGUGGCAUGGGUCAUGUGGGCGGCGUCCUGGAUGUGAGUAACAGCAAUGCAGCAGCGAUAUUAAGUGCAGCACAGUCACAAUUAAAAUACCCACAAUCUACGUCGCCCAUAGUCAUAACGACACAGACAUCGUCCAACAUAACAACGCCAAUGACCUCCACAGCCAAUCUGCCUUCGGCGGGCACGUCAACAGCCAGCAAUGGUCUUACCAAAUAUGCGCAACUGUUGGCGGUAAUUGAGGAGAUGGGACGUGAUAUACGGCCAACAUAUACAGGAUCGCGUAGCUCUACAGAGCGUUUGAAGCGUGGCAUAGUACAUGCACGUAUACUUGUACGAGAAUGUCUAAUGGAAACAGAGCGCUCAGCGCGUCAAUGAGAGCAGGCUGUUAACGAAGGUGGCGACGGUGCUGGAGGUAGCCUUAAAGAUAGUAACAACGGUGUUGCUUUAACUGCAGCUGGGAGAAGAAAUAUAAUUGAGGGAAAUGGUAGUUGUGGCGACACUGUUAAUUAGUUGUUUAGUCAUUUAGGAUUUAGUUUAGUAUAAUUUUCAUUUGCAAGAUUACUAUGGGUAUGAAAUGUUUCAUUUAUUUGUUCCAAAAAAAAAA
Ceratitis capitata (Mediterranean fruit fly) is the source of this 1655-nucleotide messenger RNA. RefSeq lists its product as uncharacterized. The transcript has 2 exons. Lineage: Eukaryota; Metazoa; Arthropoda; Insecta; Diptera; Tephritidae. Gene Ontology annotation, cellular component: nucleus; cytoplasm. The record is from RefSeq and is a predicted model, not a curated record. The coding region runs from base 491 to 1426 and encodes 311 amino acids.